AUGAUUACACUUGUGCCAAACACAAAGUACUAUCUGUUCAAUGGUUCAAAGAUACUGCUUGGUUCGACAGUGUCAUCGAUGCUCACGUUCACAAUUACACCCAGACCAGAAUCACAACCAACUUCCAUUGAUACUGAUGUAUUGGCAGCCAAUUUUGCACCUGUUUCGCCAGCCAAACAGUCACCACCAAAGCCAGUGCUGCUGCCACCUCAAUCUCAAACGAUUAUUCCUGAGCAGCAACAGCCACAGGCACAGCCACAGUCACAAAAGAGAAAGUUGGAUGAGGAGGAGCAGUAUGAUGAUGAUGAUGAUGGCCCUCCCCCACCUCCAUCAAGAACAUCAGGUUUGGAUCAUGAUCCUUUCUCUCAUACUGCACACUCGAGCGACUCCACUGUGGACACAUUUGUACAUAAGAAACCAAAGACUGAUCACACUCCUCCUGCUGUCACCGCUGUCCCCGCGGCAGCUCCUUCACCCGCUGUCUCUGCACCACAAGAUAUCACUUCAGUCAAUAGUGAUGAUAAUGUUGAUGUCAAUGUCAAUAAGGAGCCAUCACAACAGGCAUCUACUUCACCACCCGUACAAUCAAUGGCAGCACAAUCAUCAAUCGAUUCAUUGGAACAUGAUAUAGACUCAUACUUUACAACAACGACUACAACCGCAAUGGCAGACGAUCAAACUAUUGUUGCACAAGAUGGAUCAGACAAGACGACAGGAAUAGGAACAGACACGACCAAAGAGAUGGUAGCAGAAUCACAACCUGCAUCCAAGCCUGUGUCCGUGGCACAGACAAAGUCACCCGAGGUAGAGGAGAAGGAGUCUAAUGUGACAACAUCUUCAUCCCCACCACCACCUCCUCCAAACUCAUCACCAACCUCAGUGCCUCAACCUCCUCCUCCUGCGCCUCAACAACAAUCACCGCUGCCUCCAACAGAAGUUGUUCCUGAGGAGGAGUCUGACGAACAACAAGUCACCUCUCCUUCACCACCACAACCCCAACAACAACAAGAGCCUCCACAACAACAAGACACCGAGAUGGAUAUGGAUGAGCCAAUUGAAUCACCAAUCCAAUCCUCGCCACCAUCCUCCAAACAAUCAACUCCAACUCCAACACCAACAUCGACAAAGAAAAAGACACCAGCAAAGAGGGCAUCCAGGGCAACAAAGUCAACGCCAACAACACCGACAAAGAGCGAGGUCACUGAUGACGAUGGAUCAGUUGUAGAGGAUAUUAGUGUGUUGGUCGAUGCGCCUGUAUCAUCAAAUGAGGAGCAACCAACAGAGACACCAAAGAAGGGUACACGUGCCGCUGCUUCUGCCAAGAAGACACCAGUCAAGGCGCCAAGUAAAUCACCGGCAAAGAAGCGUGCGGCCAAGACCGCAGCCAAGACAUCAGACGCUGAAGUAGACCAGUCCGCCAUCUCCCCUCACAAACAUCCAAAGAUUAUAUUCUCAGGUGUCGAAGAGAAGACCAUUAAUACCUUGACAAAGAUUGUACAUAAGCUUGGAGGAGAGGUAGUUGAUAAUGUUGAGGAAUGUACACAUUUGAUUAGUGACAAGUUGAUUAGGACUGUAAAGAUAUUGUUGGCGAUUGCUAAUGGCAAGGAGAUGGUCGGCAUCCAAUGGCUAAAGGAUUGUGGCAAGGCAGGACACUUUUUGAAAGAGGAUGAAUAUAUGCUGAGUGAUGCCAACGCAGAGAAAGAGUGGAAAUUUGAACUUAGGCAAUCACUGGAGCAUGCGAGAAACAUCAUCAACAACAACAGUAAUCUUAAGAAGCCAUUGGAUGGAUUGUCAUUCUUGGUGAUGGAACAUUCUGCUCCGCCCAAGGAUGUCAUUCAAGAUUUGAUCAAGGCUGGCGGCGGCCAUGAAGUGGAUGCGUCAGCCAUCACUGCAGACAGUGACACCAUCAUUAUAGCCAGUGAGAAGGAUCGUCGACAGCUCAAGUCCUUCCUAGACAUUGGUGCCACAGUCCAUACUGGCGAACUACUCUUACUUGCAACACUUAGACAAAAGAUAGACCUUAACGAAUGUCGAUUAAAUAUCCCAUAA
Acytostelium subglobosum LB1 is the source of this 2049-nucleotide messenger RNA. RefSeq lists its product as hypothetical. NCBI's taxonomy places the organism in Eukaryota, Evosea, Eumycetozoa, Acytosteliales, Acytosteliaceae. Bases 1 to 2049 code for a protein of 682 amino acids. The transcript has 2 exons. The record is from RefSeq and is a predicted model, not a curated record.